Dentiscutata heterogama is the source of this 822-nucleotide messenger RNA. NCBI's taxonomy places the organism in Eukaryota, Fungi, Glomeromycota, Glomeromycetes, Diversisporales, Gigasporaceae. The record is from the annotation of a GenBank genome assembly.
AUGAACUCACGUUCUGAUAGUAACCUAUCAAUUAAAGACUCGACAUACGUUGUUUCAACUGUAGUAAAAAAUAUAAUGACUGAUUUUCGAAUUUCGAGGCCAAACUUUUUUUCCACACCAAAGAAAGGAGAGAACUAUGAAUUACGAGCAGACCUAAAUAGUGAAUACCGUGACCGAAGAAAAGAUGCGAUUAAAAAAGUUAUUGCAAAUAUGACUGUUGGAAAAGAUGUUUCAGGUUUAUUUCCUGACGUCUUGAAAAAUAUGCAAACGGACGAUUUAGAACAAAAGAAAUUAGUAUACUUAUAUUUAAUGAACUAUGCAAAGACACAACCUGAAUUAGUAAUUUUAGCAGUAAAUACUUUUGUAAAGGAUACGGAUGAUAGUAACCCAUUGAUUCGUGCGCUUGCCAUUCGAACGAUGGGAUGUAUCCGUGAUGAGAACCCUUAUGUUCGAAAAACUGCUGCUAUAUGUGUUGCGAAAUUAUAUGAUUUAAAUCCUAACUUAGCAACUGAUAAUGGAUUUGUUUCAGUUGUGCAAGAUAUGGUAUCGGAUGCUAAUCCGAUGGUGGUUGCGAAUGCUGUUACAGCAUUGCAAGAAAUAAAUGAAUCUUCCAUCACCAAAGAUAUUUUUAUAAUCAAUGGACCAACACUUACAAAGUUAUUGGUGGCACUUAAGGAAUGUACAGAGUGGGGUCGGAUAGCUAUUCUUGCUGCAUUGGCUGAAUAUAAACCAGCAGACUCUAAAGAAGCUGAACAUAUUGUUGAACGUGUUGUUCCACAAUUUCAACAUGUAAACGGAAGUGUAGUAUUGUCCGCAAUUAAG